Chaetomium fimeti is the source of this 774-nucleotide messenger RNA. RefSeq names its product glycosyl hydrolase family 61-domain-containing protein. The transcript is spliced from 5 exons. Lineage: Eukaryota; Fungi; Ascomycota; Sordariomycetes; Sordariales; Chaetomiaceae. The record is from RefSeq and is a predicted model, not a curated record. The coding region runs from base 1 to 774 and encodes 257 amino acids.
AUGACACCGUACCUCGCCAUUCUUCUUGGUGCCACUCUCGUUUCACGGGCUUCUUGCCACCAGGUCCAUGGAAUUCUCCUGGUCAACGGCACUGAGUCACCUGAAUGGAAAUAUGUCCGGGACGUAGCCCCGCAUUUCCCUUACGACCCGGUGGAGUGGGAGGGGAGCCAGUUUCCCAAAACGCCCCCCAUCAUGGACAUCAACGGCGCAAACAUCACUUGCGGCAGGAAUGCAUUUCACUCGGCCGCUAAAACCGAGACGGCCGACAUCUUAGCUGGCUCCGAGGUCGGCUUCCGCGUCUCGACGGACGGCGACGGGGAAUAUGGCUACUUCUGGCAUCCCGGCCCCGGCAUGAUUUACCUCUCACGUGCUCCCAACGACGACCUGGAGAACUAUCGGGGUGACGGUGACUGGUUUAAGAUUGCAUAUGGCGGUCCGGUUGCCGACAACGAGUGGCUAAUUUGGAAACAAAAUGACUUCAACUUCACCAUCCCGGAGACGACGCCGCCGGGAAAGUACCUCAUGCGCAUCGAGCAGUUUAUGCCCACCUAUGAUCGCAACUACACCCAGUGGUAUGUUAACUGCGCGCAUGUAAACAUUAUAGGUCCCGGCGGAGGGACACCGACAGGGUUUGCAAGGUUCCCUGGGACAUAUGUGGUUGAUCAGCCCGGCCUCCUGAUCCCAAAGAACCAGUUCAUUGCAAACGAUGAGCCACCCGAAGGUUUCAAGCUGCUCGACUACCAACCCCCAGGGCCGGCCGUAUGGUCAGGUUGA